CGCCCGGAGGCUGACAGAGCUGGGCUGUGUUUGCAGCUCAACACGCCUCACAUGUUCACAACCGUAACUUUUGAAUGAAACGGCCGAGGGGUUACUACCGGAAAUAAGCGCUCGGACUUUCAAAUAAUGUCAAACGGCAUGGAGUCCAAACGACAAAGUGUGGUGAUGGAGCGGCUUGUGAAUGAGCUCGGCUCUCUGCUGAAGAUGCUUGACCACGAGAUGGUCAGUCCUGCCACUUCUGACAAGAUAGCCUCCAUUCGUAACAUCCUGGACUCAAUGCAGCUGUCAGUCAAUGGAUCAGACGUCUACAUGAACAGCUGUCUCUAUGGUAACGGCACCAGCUUUGUAGAGUCUCUGUUUGAGGAUUUUGACUGUGAUUUGCACAUGCUCAGUGCAUCUCCAGUGGAGCAGAAAGAGCACAAAGAAGAAGAGGAGAAGACUCAUCCUAAUAAAUCUACACCAACUGACACGCCCCCUCCUCUGCCGACGACCCCACUUCCCGAUGACUACUAUGAAGAGGCUGUUCCUCUUGAUCCUGGAUCCACCCCUCAGUACUUUACCACCAACAUGAACACUUCCAGGAACUCUGUGGAGGACGCCUACUAUGAAGAUGCAGACAACAACUACCCCAUCACCAGGAUUAAUGGACCUCCCAAAAACUCCUACAACGACUCCGAUGCUCUGAGCAGCUCCUACGAGUCUUAUGAAGAAGAAGAGGAAGAGGCCAAAGGGCGAGAGCAACCUCAGAGAUGGACGGCUGAGGAGAGUCCCGAUGGACCAGUUAGAGACUGCCGCAUCUGUGCCUUCCUGCUGAGAAAGAAACGCUUCGGCCAAUGGGCUAAACAGCUUGUCGUAGUCCGAGACAAUAAACUUCAGUGCUUUAAGAGCAUCAAAGAGAGCACUCCCCACACAGAGCUCCCGCUGAAUCUGUGCAACGUCAUCUACGUCCCAAAGGAAGGCCGGAAAAAGAGACAUGAGUUGCGUUUCUCGUUGCCUGGAGGCGAAGCUCUAGUCCUGGCUGUUCAGAGUAAAGAGCAGGCCCAGCGGUGGCUCAAGGUGGUGCAGGAUGUCGGCAGCCAGUGUAGCAACACUGAGGGACUGGAGGGGUCCACUUCUCCCAUUAUACAGAGGAAGUUGGAGCUUGACAAGGUGCUGCAGUGUGAGCGGCAGGCAUCCGACUCAGACAGCGGGCCAACAGCAGAAAGCCACUCCACUGCACAGGGACAAGGACGGGACACCAUGGACUCACUGAACAGGGGGAAGCGCGGAGCGUUCUCGGAGCUGACGGGGUCCAUGAGCCGAGCAGCGGGGAAGAAAAUCAAUCGGAUCAUCACUUUCUCCAAACGGAAACCUCCUUUACCAGGAGAGCCUCCCUCAGCUUCUGGUCACCAUGAUAACCCACGCUGUGGCUUCCUUAGCGUGUGUCUGAGCGGCUCUUGGAAGGAGCGUUGGUGUGUUGUGCGAGGAGGAAACUUAUACCUGCAGAAGGACCCCGGGGACCAGCGACCACCGGUAAUUGUGGUGCCGCUCAAAGGUGCAGAGGUGGUGACAGGAGGCCUCGGCCCCAAACAUCCCUUCUCCUUCUGUAUCCUGCAGGCGGGCAGCGAGCUGGCAUCUUUAGAGGCCAGCAGCUCUGAGGAUCUCGGCCGCUGGUUGGGUGUGUUGUUUGCAGAGACCGGCAGCACCACUCUCCCUGAAGAGCUGCACUAUGACUACAUCGACGUGGACACGCUCACCGACAUUCGGCACGCUGCCAGACACUCCUUCCUGUGGGCCACUACUACUGCUACUUCCUCCAGCAGUACCUCGACAGACUCCAGAACAUAUGAUGAGGUCUAUGAAAGCGUUGCGGACGGAGAGAUUGAGAGCAGAGCUGGACAGGUGAGACGUCAUGCCUCCUUCUCCAGCAGGGACUCUGAAAAAACUGAACAACAGGCCGCUGUCAAGAGACAUGCCUCCAAUGUAAAUCAGUAUGGACGGUAUGGGAAGACGCGUGCAGAGGAGGAUGCCAGGAGGUACCUGACUCAGAAAGAGGAGCUGGAGAAGCAAAAGGAAGAGCUGAGACACACACUGAUUUCCCUCCGCAGGGAGAAGAGGGAGGUGAAGGAAGAAAUGAAGGGUGUCACAGAUCAUGGUGUGGAACAGCGGUUAGCCAAGUUGGAGACGCUGUGUAAACAGAAGGAGGAGGAGAGGGUGGAGCUGGAGCUCAGACUGACAGAGGUCAAAGAAAAUCUGAAGAAAUCGCUGGCAAGAGGAGCGCUGGGUCCUCCCACUGACACCAAGAUCAGCGUCAAGGCACAGGGCAGCAAAGUUGAGAAGGUAUACAAUGAGACUGUGCCGGUCAACUCAGCAAGUGAGCUUCGCAAGCGCCCUCCGUCUCUGUACGCCUCCUCCAAGGGGAACGUCAUGCAGAAAGCAAAGGAGUGGGAGUCAAAGAAGGGGACCUAGACUGAGUAUGAACAUUUCGACAGAUGGAUUCAUGGAGAGAAAAAAUCAAACUGAGCUGUGACAGGAAGUCGUGUAAAAGAAGAAACAGAUGAAGAUGACUGGCACUGAGAAAAAGAAGAAGAAGAAGAUGAGGGAGAGGAGAAAGAGGGAACAGCACAGACUCUGACACUGUCUUCCCUCAUCUUACCUUUCAACAAAAAAGGAAACUUUGCAAGUACAGGCAGCACGGUGCCGUCUAGACCACUGUAAAUAUGACAGACUUUUAAUGAUGAACCAGUUCAGUAUUAAUGUGCAUCACUAUGAACAUGAUAUGUGUGUUUGUGUGGGUUUGCAUGUGUGUUUACAUUUGCACAGGGCUGCAGAAAGUGAAAAUGUGAUUAAUUCAAAAGAAUGCAUCACAGAGGGAGUGUGGUUCAUCAACACUGUGAGUUACAGGCAAGAUGUCCACUGUUUUAAUUCCUUUCUUACAGGAUACUUGUCAGUGUAAAGUGAAAAACUAAAGUAUAGAAAUGAUUAUAAUUACUACCUUAAGUUAUCUUUAUUGAUGAGAGAAGUAUCCCACAUCUUGUGAGGUGUAUUUAAACUAUUAGGAAAGCAUAUUGAGUAUGACACUGUUCCUGAAACCAGUGAGUAAAUGUUUAUUAAUUCAAUGUGAAACUAUUGGUUUUUACCAUUAUAUGUGAUUUUAUUGUCAUAUUUGCCUUUUGCACUUUAUCUUGUUGUAUUUUGUGACUACACAAAUGUCUUGGUAUUAGCAGUAGCACCCCGCUUCAGAAUCGUGAGGAUGAAUGCCUGCGUCUGCUCGCCCUGUUCAUCACAGAGAGGUGAACAAACACACACGCUGGAGUAAAUGAUGACUUUAUCAAGAAA
Molecule: messenger RNA, 3318 nt
Organism: Plectropomus leopardus (leopard coralgrouper)
Lineage: Eukaryota; Metazoa; Chordata; Actinopteri; Perciformes; Serranidae
Product: actin filament-associated protein 1-like 1
Cellular component (GO): cytosol
Molecular function (GO): SH3 domain binding
Source: RefSeq, a predicted model, not a curated record